Drosophila subobscura is the source of this 1433-nucleotide messenger RNA. It is a transcript of the gene Dic3, whose product is annotated as mitochondrial dicarboxylate carrier. The record is from RefSeq and is a predicted model, not a curated record. Gene Ontology annotation, biological process: phosphate ion transmembrane transport; thiosulfate transport; succinate transmembrane transport. NCBI's taxonomy places the organism in Eukaryota, Metazoa, Arthropoda, Insecta, Diptera, Drosophilidae. Bases 44 to 907 code for a protein of 287 amino acids. Gene Ontology annotation, molecular function: thiosulfate transmembrane transporter activity; oxaloacetate transmembrane transporter activity; sulfate transmembrane transporter activity. The transcript has 2 exons.
UAUCGUUGCAGGAUUCCACACAAAGCAACCAAUCGACCGAUCCAUGUCAGAUAUCGACAAGCAGCGUCUGCCGCGUUGGUGGUCGGGUGGAGUCUGCUCGGCCAUUGCGGUGACCACCACCCAUCCGCUGGAUUUGGUCAAAGUGCAGCUGCAGACGCAGACGCAGGGCGAGAGGGUUUCGGUCGGAAAGGUCAUAUCAAACAUCUACCAGAAGGGCGGGCUCGCGGGCUUCUACAGCGGCAUCUCUGCCUCCUGGUUCCGACAGCUAACCUACACGACGGCCCGCUUCGCCCUCUAUGAGUACGGCAAGAAGUUCGUGGACUCGAGCAAUGUCGGUGCCAAGGUGCAGCUGGCGAUCUUUGCCGGCAUCUUCGGAGGCAUUGUGGGUGUGCCUGGCGAUGUGGUGACGGUACGGCUGCAGAACGACAUCAAGAUGCCGCCGGAGAAGCGGCGAAACUAUAAGCACGUCUUCGAUGGGCUGUACCGCAUACAGAAGGAGGAGGGCGUCAAGAGUCUCUUUCGGGGCGCCGUGCCCGCUGUGACCAGAGCCGUGGUGCUGACGAUAGGCACUAACGCCACCUAUGACCAGGUGAAGCAGCUCAUUCAGGGCUCCUUCCGCACAGAGGAGGGUCUGCCUCUGCACUUUCUAACCUCUACGAUAGCUGGCUGCAUUGGCACCAUCAUGACGCAGCCCAUCGACGUGAUCAAGACCAGGUACAUGAAUGCCAAGCCGGGCGAGUACUCGAGCCUUAUGGCGGUGGUCCUGAGCAUCUUCAAGCAGUCGCCGCUGGCAUUCUACAAGGGCUUCAUUCCGGCCCUGUUGCGAGUGAGUCCCAACACGAUCAUCACCUUCAUGCUGUACGAGCAGGCGCGCCUGCGCUUUGGCUACCUUCCGCCGAACGCCUAGAAAUAAUAUAAUCGAUCAUCGACGGCCUCCCACUCCGUCAUGAAACUCAAAUUUUAAGCAAACCAAAACCCUCGUCGUAUUGCUGCAUAUCUAUUGGCCUGGAAGUAAUCCCCUCCUGCCGUAAUCGCGCCUAAUAAGCUGCCACUGACCGUUGGUCAGCAGCAGCAGCAAACGAUGGGGGUCAACGGCAGUCCUGCGUGUCCAAAUGGAAAUGCUGUUUAUGGUUUAUGAAAUUUGCAUAAGCGCAGGCAUACGCGUAUACCCCAUACCCCAUAUACCUGUGUGUCUGUGUGUCUAUGGCCAGGGCUAACUAAAAACAGAGACCGAGACAAACACAAUCCAAAUGAGUUAGUUAAGCCGGCUGCACGUUCGCCGCUCGUAAUUAGGAAACAGGGGCCACAAGGUGCAAGGGUCGAACCAAACCCUCACCGAAACCCCGGGAGCCACAGAAGAAACAAGAAUUUACGAAACAAAAUGCAAAACUGAAAACCGGAAAGGGCUCAAGAUUCUGUCACCACUGAACACU